UGCCCCGCGCGCUGCCGCCUCGGCUCUGCUUACCGGGGCGGGGCGGGCUGGGCUCCUCCUCCUCCUCCUCCUCCUGCCUGCGCCUGCCUGCCUGCCUGCCUGUUUUCUCCGCCGACCAUGCCGCUGGAUCACCGCCGCGUGCGGGGCCCGGAGGAGUCGCAGCCACCGGAGGUGUGGGCAGCGGUCGGGAGAGCCGGGGAGGAGGAGGAAGAGGAGGAUGCGAUACCGCGGGAUCCCUGCGCCCUGCGACCUGUCUUUGCCCGGGCCGGGCUGCUGAGCCAGGCUGAGGGCUCGGCCUACGUGGAGCUGGGUGGCGGUACUAAGGUGCUGUGCGCGGCCUGGGGCCCGCGGGAAGCGGCCGAGCCCGGCGCGGCGGCGGCGGCGGCGGCGGCGGCGGGAGGAGGCCGGCUGCUCUGCGAGUUCCGCCGAGCUCCCUUCGCCGGGCGCGGAGCACGGUGGCGUCCGGGCUCGGUGACGGAGCGGGAAGCGGAGCGGGAAGCAGCGGCUGCAUUGCGGGAAGCGCUGGAACCGGCGGUGCGGUUAGUCCGGUACCCGCGGGCUCGUCUGACAGUCAGCGCCUUGCUGCUGCAGGACGGUGGUUCCGCGCUGGCCGCCGCCAUCAGCGCUGCGGCCUUGGCCUUGGCUGAUGCCGGGGUGGAGAUGUACGAUCUGGCGGUGGGUUGCGCCCUGUGCCGGUCCUCCGGUCCCACCGCCGCUUGGAUGCUGCAACCCGGUGAACCCGAGGAACGUCGUGCCGUCGCCCGGCUCACCGUGGCUCUGCUGCCCGCUCUCAACCAGGUGUCGGCGGUGCUGGGCAGCGGGCAGGGCAGCCCUCCCGACGCCUGGGUGCAGGCGCUGCGCCUCGGCCUCGACGGCUGCCACCGCCUCUAUCCCGUGCUGCGGCAGAGCCUGCUGCGGGCCACCCAACGCCGCAAUGCCGCCACUGCUGCCACCACUGCCUGAGCAUUGAUGAUGCCCGGGUGGCCCCAGUCUGGGGAUGGGGUCAUUUCCUAGAGCCCAUCCAUGCUGCCCUCGGUGCUGUCAGAGACCCCUGGAGCCUGCCUGAUCCACACGGAGCCUGCCCAAGCCAGCGCUCGAGCUGCCAGAGACCCCCCCGGAGCUGCCCGCACAGAUGGAGGCCCAAGAAACCUGCCCGAGGACACUAGCUUUCCUCCCCACCUGCUGCCAGAGCGCCCUCAAAGCAGCCUCCACACUGCCUGAGCACCCCGGAGCCUGCCUGAGGAGCCCCUGUGUCACAGGAGACCCCCUCCCGAGUGGCUCCGCAGGACCCAAGCAGCCUCGCACACUGCUGGAGCCCCCCAAGAACAGCCUCCGUACUGCUUCAGCUGCCAGAGCCUGCCUGCGUCAGGCCCCCGCUGCCGGACCCUGCCUGAGACCUCCCUCCAGGCAGCUGCCUGCAGUGUGGGACCCCCACACCCCACCCCGGGGUGGCCCCAGCACCAGGGCCGAGACCCUCACACCAAGCUGCCCACCACAACCAUCCGUGCAGGCAGGGUCCAGGCAGCACUGGGCAGGAACCACGUCGUGGCACAGACUGCGCAUCCCUUGGACCUCCUGCCCAGGCAAGCGCUUCAGGGUGGCAGAGAUGUGUUUUGUUGCGUUUUUUUUUAUAAUAAAUCAGUUUUUUCUGGUGA
Messenger RNA from Gymnogyps californianus (California condor), 1655 nucleotides. It is a transcript of the gene EXOSC6, whose product is annotated as exosome component 6. The transcript has a single exon. NCBI's taxonomy places the organism in Eukaryota, Metazoa, Chordata, Aves, Accipitriformes, Cathartidae. The record is from RefSeq and is a predicted model, not a curated record. Gene Ontology annotation, biological process: poly(A)-dependent snoRNA 3'-end processing; nuclear mRNA surveillance; U4 snRNA 3'-end processing. Gene Ontology annotation, cellular component: cytoplasmic exosome (RNase complex); nuclear exosome (RNase complex); nucleolus. The coding region runs from base 118 to 963 and encodes 281 amino acids.